Molecule: messenger RNA, 1071 nt
Organism: Puma concolor (puma)
Lineage: Eukaryota; Metazoa; Chordata; Mammalia; Carnivora; Felidae
Source: RefSeq, a predicted model, not a curated record
AUGCUGCAGUGCAGGCCGGCCCAGGAGUUCAGCUUCGGCCCGCGGGCCCUGAAGGAGGCGCUGGUGUCCAGCGACCCCACCCUGCGGCGUCUCUACGCGUCUGCCUUCACCCCUGCGGAGAGGCUGUUCCUGGCCGAGGCCUACAACCCCCAGAGGACCCUCUUCUGCACGCUGCUCAUCCACACGGCCUUCGACUGGCUCCUCAGCCGUCCCGAGGCCCCCGAGGACUUCCAGACCUUCCACGCCUCCCUGCCGCCCCGGAGGCAGAGCCCUGCCCGGAAGCACAUCUACCUGCAGCCCAUCGAUCUGAGCGAGGGCCCGGCGGGUGGCGCUCUGCUGGAGUACCUGCGCGACUGCACGGAGGCCUUCUUCCUGGGCUUGCAGGUCCGGUGCCUGCCCUCGGUGGCGGCCGCGUCCAUACACUGCUCCUCGCGUCCCAGCCAGGACUCCGACAGGCUCCAGCUCCACACGGACGGGAUCCUGUCUUUCCUGAAGAGCAGCAAGCCGGGCGACGCGCUGUGCGUGCUGGGCCUCACGCUGUCUGACCUGUACCCCUGCGAGGCCUGGAGCUUCACGUUCGGCAAGUUCCUGCCAGGGCACGAAGUGGGCGUUUGCAGCUUUGCCCGUUUCUCGGGGGAGCUCCUGCAGCCGGGGCCUGGCGCCUCGGAGGCAGCCCCGGUCCAGGCGGCAGCCGACGGCCCUGAGACACCAGUGCAGGACCCAGGCCAGACACUGUGCUUCAGCGCCCUGGGGCUGGCCCAGUGCUGCAAGGUCACCUGCCACGAGCUCUGUCACCUGCUGGGUCUGGGGAGCUGCCGCUGGCUGGGCUGCAUCAUGCAGGGGGCGCUCAGCCUGGAGGAGGCCCUGCGGCGGCCCCUGGACCUCUGUCCCAUAUGUCUGCGGAAGCUGCAGCACAUCCUGGGCUUCAAGCUCAUCGACAGGUACAAGCGUGUGGCGCCCGAGCCUGGCCCGCGGCGCGCACCCAGCAACGGUGGCCGUGGCCGUCGGGGCGCAGGGGGGACAAAGGGUGGACGGCUCUUCUCAGGCAAAGAUGGCAAAUACCCGCUCUGA